Cooperia oncophora is the source of this 183-nucleotide messenger RNA. Lineage: Eukaryota; Metazoa; Nematoda; Chromadorea; Rhabditida; Trichostrongylidae. The record is from the annotation of a GenBank genome assembly.
AUGCUGCAACUCGACUGGGACGAUAAAGGCAUCAACGUCGACGGAAAGAAGCUAUCUAACCUACGAUUCGCAGACGACAUUGUCCUUAUCAGUCAAAACUCAGCAGAGCUACAGCGGAUGGUGGAGGAACUGAACAACGUCGGCAAAGCUAUUGGCCUCACGAUGAACCGGAGCAAGACCGAG